AUGCAGUCUUCUUCUUCUUCUUCAAUAUUGUCAUUGUCUCUUUCUGAAACACCAAGUAAACCAUGUCUAUCACCGAUAUCACCAUUACAACCAAUAUAUCCUAUGGAUUCGAUGAUUAAUAUCGUUGAUGAAAUCGAUAACGGAGGUAUUUUUCUAUUUGAAACUGAACGACAACUUAUCUAUACGGAUAAAUACUCAUGUGCGAUACAUAGUGUAUGCAUUUUUGGUUGUUGGAUAUGUACGAUUCCAUCGGCGAUCAUCAGCAUCUUUGCGUUAAUAGCAGCGAAGAAAAAUCAAAUGACUCGAGCGAAAGUUUUAUUUAACAUCGCUUUUAUUUUCUCAUUUUUUGGAUUAAUUUUAUUUGUUGUCCAAGUUGGUUAUCUAGCAUGGCUCCUACGUUAUCUUCUACACAGUUAUCAUUCAACUUGUUUUUCGAGUGGAGUCGCAGGAAUGCAACAACAAACAAUUAUCGUAUUACUUCUCGGCUUGGCAGUAUCUACAUAUGGCCUUGACCUUUCCCAUGCUAAACGUUCAGCUGCUCUUGAGCCACGCGUAGCUAACUUUAUUGGCGAUUUGUACACUCAAGUAAUCUUCCCACCACUCAAAGAUAUUGUUACAAAAUUGGCAGCUUUAGUUGCUGAAAUUGUAGCUCGCGUUUCCCAAAUCGGCGUCCUCUCUGCUGAUGGCCGACGAGUUCAUCCAUCAGAUGAGCAACUCCGUGGUUUCUUCAGUGGUUUGUGGAACGAAGCUCUUAAACCACCUCUUGAAAACACCAUUCAAAAUAUCGCUCUUUUGGCUGCUCAAGUUUUGGCCGGUAUUGGUUCAAAUGGUAUCAACCUCGGUAUCGGUAAACGUGAUUUGACAGAAGAAGAAAUGCGCGGUUUCUUCAGUGGUUUAUGGAACGAAGCUCUUAAACCACCUCUUGAAAACACCCUCCAAAAUGUCGCUCUUUUGGCUGCUCAAGUUUUGGCCGGUAUUGGUUCAAAUGGUAUCAACCUCGGUAUCGGUAAACGGGACUUGACAGAAGAAGAAAUGCGCGGUUUCCUCGACUCCUUGGGCCAAGCCGUCAAUGAUGUCUACGCAAACGUUCUCCAAAAACCAAUCGAAAACGCUCUUUCCAAUGGUGCACUUAUGUUAGCUCAAGUUCUCGCUGGACUCGGUACUAAUGGUAUCAGUUUAUCUGGUCUCCUCGGCAAACGUGAUGUCGACUUUAGCGGUCGCGAAGAUGAAUUACGUGGUAUCUUUAGCUCAGUCACCGGUGCUGUUGUCAAUGGUUUAGCCGGUGUCUGGAACAACAUUUUCCAAGCUCCACUUGAAACCUUUGUUCAAAAUGGUGCUCUUACUGCUGCCGGAUGGCUCGCCAAUUUAGCUACUGAAGGUGUCAAUCUUGGCUAA
Messenger RNA from Adineta ricciae, 1395 nucleotides. NCBI's taxonomy places the organism in Eukaryota, Metazoa, Rotifera, Eurotatoria, Adinetida, Adinetidae. The record is from the annotation of a GenBank genome assembly.